CAUAUUUUUUCCAGUACCGUAAAUAUCACAAAAGGUGAUUUCUAUGAUACGAUGAAACCUUGGUUGGGCAACGGACUUUUAUUAUCUACAGGUAAACAAUGGUUCCAUGAUAGAAAACUCAUCGGGCCGACGUUCCAUUUUAGUAUAUUAGAUCAAUUUGCUGUGGUUGUAUCUGAAAAAGCAGAGAUUUUGACAAAAUGUCUUCAAAAAGAGAUAGAAAAGAAUCCAGGAGAAGCCGUUAAUACGUUUCCUUUUAUUAUCAAUGCUGCUCUCGAUAUUAUCUGCGAAACAGCAAUGGGUGUAAAUAUACAUGCUCAAGAAGCCGUAACCAAAUAUACGUCAACAGUACAUCUAACUUCUUCAUUAAUAAUGGAUCGAUUAUUUCAACCGUGGUAUUGGUUUGAUUGGUUGUUCUACUCAUUGCCUGCAGGGAAACAAUUUAAAUCAGCGCUUGAUAUAUUGCAUGGAUUUACAAAAGAGGUAAUAAAUAAGAGGAAGAUUGAACGACAAUCGCAAAACGACUAUACAGAUCUCGAAAAUGAAGACAAUGAAUUUAACAUAGAUAAACGGAAGAGAAAGGCAUUCUUAGAUCUAUUAUUAGAUCAGAAUGAGAAAGAUGACACCCCUUUGACCGAUGAUGAGUUGAGAGCACAAGUCGACACGUUCAUGUUUGAGGGGCACGAUACAACUGCG
Messenger RNA from Cyphomyrmex costatus, 693 nucleotides. RefSeq names its product cytochrome P450 4C1. The annotation marks the transcript as partial. The record is from RefSeq and is a predicted model, not a curated record. NCBI's taxonomy places the organism in Eukaryota, Metazoa, Arthropoda, Insecta, Hymenoptera, Formicidae. Gene Ontology annotation, molecular function: monooxygenase activity; heme binding; oxidoreductase activity, acting on paired donors, with incorporation or reduction of molecular oxygen. The transcript has 7 exons.